AGCCCACUGUGCCUCAUGGAGGAGUUGGUCUUGGGGAGACCUGGCUGGACCCCAAACCUGUUGGGUUCCACAGUGAGGCUCGCUUUACUGAUUCAGAGCACGGGAGUCGGGUGGGCAUCUGAGUGCUGCCAUCCCAUCUGCUCCCACUGGGAGAGUAUCGUGCGAGUCAGAGUUGGGGGGAGUGUCUGCAGAUCACCCACCUGACAAGGGUCUGGUCUCCAGAAUAGAUAAGAACCCUUACAGCUCAACAAUGAGAAGACAAAUGCCCAGUUUAAAAAAUGAGCAAAGGACUUGACAUUUCUCCAAAGAAGGUAGAGAGAUGGCUGAGAAGCACAUGAAGGAUGGUCAGUCUUUAGGGAAACAGGUCAAAACCACAGUGAUGCCACUUCAUACCCAUUAGGCUAGCUAUUGCCAAAAAUGGGAAAUGGCAAAUGUUGGUGAGGAUGUAGAGAAAUUGGAGCCCUCAUCCACUACUGGUGUGAAUGCAAAACAGCCACUUUGGAGAACAGUUGGGCAGUUCCUCAAAAAGGAGUUACCGUUUGACUCGGCAGUUCCACCCCUAGGUAUAUAUGCAAGAACUGAAAACAUGUCCACACAAAAGCUUGUACAUAAAUGUUCCUAGUGACAUUAUUCAUAGUAGCCAAAAAGUGGGAACAACCCAAAAUAUCCAUGAGCUGAUGAACAGAUAAAAUGUGAUCCCUCCAUACAAUGGAAUAUUAUUCAGCCAUAAAAAAGGAAUGAAGUACUGACACAUGCUACAACUUGGAUGAACCCUGAAAACAUGCUAAGUGAAAGAAACCAGACAGAAAAAUCCACAUACUGUGUGAUUCUGUUGAUACAAAAUGUCCAGACUAGGCAAAUCCAUAGAGGCCAACAGUAGAUUAGCGGUUGCUGGGGGGUGGCGGGGAUGGGGAGUGACUUUUCACGGGUAUGGAGUUUCCCUUCGGGGUGAUGAAAUGGCCUGAACUUCGUGGUGGUGAUUGCACAACCUUGUGAAUAGACUAAAAACCACUGGGCUGUACACUUUAAAAGGAUGGAUUAUAUGGUAUGUAAAUUAUAUCUUAAUAAAAAAUAGAACCAAGGGAGUAAUGUAAGUAGGGGGGCUUGUCAGCUGUCGAGGGCUUUCUCUGACUCCAGGCUCUUCCUUUGGACAAGGGAACCGAGGAGCGAGGGAUGAUGUGGCCUUGUGGUGGGAGGGCGGCAGGGCCAAGGGGCUACGACGGGGCUGUCACCGGAAAGGAUGGAGCCGCCCUGCUCUUGCUCUGGCUCCCUGGUUGGGGAUGGAAGGCCAGAGGGAGGCUCCUGGCACCUGGGGUGCAGGAAUUUCAGGCACGUGGCCCUGGGCCCACGUUUCCAGAGAUUGGCGUCCUCCCCAGGGCUGGGAGGCUGCAUGGAGCCUGAAUUCAGACAUGGGACUUGGGGGGUGGCCUGGCUGGCAUUUAGGGGUGCAGUGGCCUCUCCCUCAGCCCUGGUGGUGGGAGCUGGCACGGGCUGCCCGGCACUAGAACCCUGCCCAGCUCCCUCCCGUGGUGGGCUGGGCUGGUGGGGGGGGUGGGGGGUUCAUUUAGGUUUUCAGGUCUUUCCAGCUCUUGGCCAGCCAGGCAGCCUGACUAACCAGCUCCUCCAGGCCCGAGGUGUUGGGGGAGGGGCACAGCAGGAGGCAGCCAGAUCAGCCCCAGGCUGUGGAUGUGGAAGAAGGCUCUGCGGUCAGGCAGCCAUCAUGGGGCUCCUCCAGAGGCAGCCUCACCUGCAGCUGCUGCUCCUCGUGGUGACACUGGUGUGGCCUCAGCCCUGCAUGAGCCUGGAGCUGGUCCCCUACACGCCACGGAUAACAGCCUGGGACCUGGAAGGGAAGGUCACGGCCACCACGUUCUCCUUGGAGCAGCCGCGCUGUGUCCUGGACCGGCAUGCCCGUGGUGCCGACACCCUCUGGCUGGUGGUGGCAUUUAGCAAUGCCUCCAGGGACUUCCAGAACCCGCAGACACUGGCGGAGAUCCCAGCCUCCGCACAGCUGCUGACUGAUGGCCACUAUAUGACACUGCCCCUGGCCCUGGACCAGCUGCCCUGCGAGGACCCUGUGGGUGGCAGCAGCGCCCCCGUGCUGCGGGUGGGCAAUGACCCCGGCUGCCUUGCUGACCUCCACCAGCCGCCAUACUGCAAUGCCCCCCUCCCCAGCCCUGGACCUUACAGGGUGAAGUUCCUUCUGAUGGACACCAGGGGCUCGCCCCAAGCCGAGACCAGGUGGUCUGAGCCCAUUGCCCUCCACCAAGGGAAGUCCCCAGGCUCCAUCGACACGUGGCCAGGGCGGCGGAGUGGUGACAUGAUCGUCAUCACCUCGAUCCUCUCUUCUCUGGCCGGCCUCCUGCUCCUGGCCUUCCUGGCAGCCUCCACUGUGCGCUUCUCUAGCCUGUGGUGGCCUGAGGAGGCCCCUGAGCAGCUGCGGAUCGGCUCCUUCAUGGGCAAGCGCUACAUGACCCACCACAUCCCGCCCAGCGAGGCUGCCACCCUGCCCGUGGGCUGUGAGCCUGGCCUGGACCCCCUCCCCAGCCUCAGCCCCUAGGCUGGCCUAUGUGGCUGGAGCUGGGGCAGUGGGGGUGAGGGGGGACAAGUGCACCGAGCUCCUUCCCAGCCCUUGCACCCACGUGCCCCGCCCCCAUUGCACACCUCCCUCUUCCUGAAAUCCCACCACUAGCAGCCACGCCUUUCCUGUUUCCAUACCCUCUCCAGGCUACUGAAGUUGCAUUCAGGGGAGUUUGGGGGAGCGGUGUGGUCAGGCUGGGCCUCCAGCCCCCACCUCCAUCUCUACCUCUGUUCUGCCUGGCCUCCUGCCGGAGGUAGUGUAGAGAGGCAGCCCUGACUGGAAGCUUCCAGGCCCAGGAGGAGGCCUGCAGGGGCCUUGCUCUGCCCUGUGCAGGGGCUGGGCUGGGCCCAUACCGGGUGUAUGAGGCCUGAGCUUUCCCCGUCCCUGUGUCCCACGCACCAGCGGCUGGGGCUUUAGAGGCACCUCCAUUGUCCCUGGUCCUUUCUGAGGGUGGCACUCACCAGCCAGAAAGUCGACAGUGUAGGGGUCUGCACAUUAUUACCAUCCGGCCACCACUUCCAACCCCCUUGCACACACAGACGGCUCACGCAUUUAUCCACUCACUCUCACUCCACAAACAUUUAUUGAACACCUGCUGCAUGCCACGCAGUGUUGGACGUGGGGCCUCAGGCAGAGCCAGUCCUGAUCUUGGGGAGUUCACUCACUGCUCUGGGCCUCAGAUGACCACGGGUCCAGAUGUGACCUGUUACUGCUGGGGGGGCUGUCACACCCUCAGAUUGUCACAUACCAUCGGGCUCACACCUUCAGACAAUCACCCCAGUGGGCUCUCUGAACCCCCCAUCACCGGGGAGGUCCCGCUUCAGACAUCCCUCAGCAUCCCUCUGGCCGCAGGGCCCGUGAUUUCCUGAGUAGCCGCACGGGGGCGAUGGUGGACCGCAGGCACACGGCCCUGCGCAUGCGCACUCCUCUCCACAGGCUCGCGAGGCUGUUGGCCGGUGGGCUCCUGCUUGGCGACCUGAUGUCGCAGAGCCGGGUGUCUGGAGGUCAGGGCUCCUGGUCUCACCGCGGCCAUGCCGGAGGGAUCCGCACUCACGCUCCCGCUUGAGGGUCUCCUGUGCCGUCCAAUCCGCGCAGCCGCCAAGGUUUUCUAGAUGGAGAAACCGAGGCUCGGUGACUUGCCCCUGCGCUGUCCACUGCCGCCCAUCCCAUGUCCCUGGGCCACUCCCGGCACGUCCAGUCUGACCGCGGCUCCCAGCGCGCAGGCCCCCGCGGAGGGCCCGGCGGUGGCCAGCAGGGGUCCCCCCCCUUUGGAGGUGAAUAAAUGCCGUCUGGCUCUCCCACCCUCUCCGAGUGGUGCCCGCAUGGUUUGGGGAGAGGAACAUUUGCACGCGGGACCCAGCCUGGCCUCCUCUCUCUAGCCCACCCUGCCAGCGGCCCCGGGGCUGCCCUGAGCUCGUCGCCUUGAUUGCUAUCCCGGCUUGUACUUUGGGAUGUGUGCUGCAGGGUUGGGAAGCCCACUACUAAUGUGGAUUGAGCAGCCCUCCCUCCCAGGCAGAUGCUCCAGAGGAGUCUUUGCUUUCAAAACCCCUGAACCCCUAGUCCCUGAAGGCCUUCCCCCUCCUGCCUGCACCCCCACCAGCCACAGGUGCAGACAGAAGCAGGUUCAAGUGCAAGCAGGAGCCUAGGCCCUGGGGGGCUGGGUGACAUCUGGCAGUGGGAGCCAGCCCCGUUGGGCACCGCUUGUGAGAUUCUGCAGCUGUGGAGCCCAGGUCCCUCUUGGCCUCUUGGAAUUGGAGGAGAGUUAAAAGGGCCCCCUACUCUCACCAACUACCCCCGGUGAGCCUAUCUCAUACUGUCCUGUCCAGGCUGGCUCCAACACUGGACAGGAAGGCCCUCGAAGCCGGGACGCCCGGCGUGGGGCUUGCCCAUGGUGGGUAUGGCUCGGAGAAAGAGGCGUCCACUGGCAUUUGCUGGGUGAAAACGUGAAUGAACCCAAUCUGGGCCAAAGUACCGGCCAGGAUCCGGAAUUGCCCCAGGCUUUUGUGUGUCCCCGGGCCCUCUGGUGGCUUGUCUUAGUGCUGGAAUCUGCGCUGCUCCCGGGCGCAGCCCUGGUGACGUCCUGGGCGUGCCCACGGCUGCCUCUCGCUUCUGAACAGCCCUGGAGAGCUCUGAGGAGCUGCUCUCACCCCUUCGGGCCGCCUGGGGCUUGACCAUUGGGUCAGGCUCCACACGGACAUUGCAACACGCUGGGUGAAGACUGUAGAGUAUAGCCCAGGGCCGGGGAGCCCAGAGGAGGCAAGUGACCCCACCUGAGGGUCAAGGCGGCUUCCUAGGGGUCAUUUCUGAGCUGAGCCUUAAGGACCAAAUGGAAGUUAGUCAAGUGG
Molecule: messenger RNA, 4926 nt
Organism: Diceros bicornis minor
Lineage: Eukaryota; Metazoa; Chordata; Mammalia; Perissodactyla; Rhinocerotidae
Gene: UPK3B
Product: uroplakin 3B
Exons: 6
Coding region: 1241-2560 (439 amino acids)
Source: RefSeq, a predicted model, not a curated record